UGCACAUCCCUUCCACACACAAAAAGAGAAGAUUUAUCCUUCAAUCUCACUAAACCUUACCCAAUAUCCUCCUCAUUCAAUCUAUGUCUUGAUCCAAGUUUUCUUCAAUUUUGUUCAUUCUUGAAAGAAAUGGGACAAGCAGGGAGCAGUACUGAGAAUUUCCAGAAACUCCAACAGCAGCAAAAGCAGUUGAUUCCGGGCCUGCCUGAUGAGAUAGCCAUGGAUUGUUUGGUUAGAGUUCCUUCCAAAUUCCACUCCAACAUGAAAUUAGUGUGCCAGAGUUGGCGAAGCUUGAUCAUGCAUGCUUCUUUCUACCGAGAAAGACGCAGAUCCGGCACCGCCGAGCAUAUGGUGUGCCUUAUUCAACCUCUUCCGACUCCCUCGCCGCCACUGCAAACAGAGUCCUCUGGCUCUGAUAAUGAAAAGAGCUCCGAAAAGGAAGAGGGGGUUGAUGAAAAGAGCUCCAGCCGGCCGCCUCUAGUUCAACAUGGGCUGAGCAUCUACAACGCCACCCACCGGACAUGGCACCGGAUGAUGAGGCCUUGCGGCGCCAGCGGACAGGUGAGAAUCCCCAUGUUCUGCCAGUGCGUGGCGCUCCCUGCAUCUGGUAAAAUCCUGCUCUUAGGAGGGUGGGACCCCAACACGUUAGAACCGGUGCCGGAUGUGUAUGUCCUGGAUUUGAUCAGUGCCGGUGGUGCCCCGUGGAGACGUGCAGCGCCCAUGUCGGUGGCGCGUUCUUUCUUCGCAUGUGGGGUUGUAGGACAAUCGACGGUUUAUGUGGCUGGGGGGCAUGACAAUCAGAAGAAUGCGUUGCAAUCAGCAGAGGUGUAUGACGCAAAUGCCGACGAGUGGAGAAGGCUGCCAGCCAUGGCAGAGGAGCGGGACGAGUGCCAGGGUCUUUCCUGGGAAGGGGAUUCCAGGUUCUGGGUAAUCAGUGGGUACAACACCGAAAGCCAAGGAAUAUUCCGGUCGGACGGCGAGUGCUAUGACCCCACAACAGGAUCUUGGUCCAAAAUCGAAGAGGUUUGGCCAUAUCGGAGUGUUAGUCCUAGAGGCCUCACCACCGCCGUCACGAGCAACAGCGGCUGCCAGUGGUGGUGGUUCUUGGGAAGUCGUCAACAACAGGAGCAAGAGAAUGGGGGAGGAAAGGAAUUAUCCCACAACAGCAGCAACAUCAUGUGGAAGGUGGUGAAUUCGGCUCAGCUUCCCAGUGGCAUAAGUGGAGGAACAUCAGUCUCUGUCACCGCUCUCGGACUCGCUAAAGAUGGGCAGCUGCAGCGGAUAUUCGUGAUGAGCAGCAAUGGUGGAGGCAGAGGAACUGGAACAACAGGCGGUGAAUGUGAAGGGGAAGGGGCAUACAUCUUGGAGAGGGAGAUCAGCAACAACAGCAAUGGCGGUAGCGCCGCCAAGUGGAAUAAUGUCCACACUCCGGCAGGAUUUUCUGGCUUCCCAUAUUCGGCUUCGUGCCUCGUUAUCUGAAACGACGAUCCGUUUAACAGCUUCAUGCCUCUCUUUUUUUGGUUGAGCAGUAGCAUAAUGUUCUCUGUGCUUCUUCUGUUGACUUUGAGUUUAGUUUCACUGUUUCAGUGUGUCACAUGACACAUGGGCCAUGGCUUUGAUGUAUCAGUAUAAUGCUCUGGUUUGAGUUUCUAGAGCCUAUUAUGCAGACUAUUAGGUGCAUUGUCAA
Molecule: messenger RNA, 1687 nt
Organism: Alnus glutinosa
Lineage: Eukaryota; Viridiplantae; Streptophyta; Magnoliopsida; Fagales; Betulaceae
Product: F-box/kelch-repeat protein SKIP20
Exons: 1
Coding region: 130-1479 (449 amino acids)
Biological process (GO): regulation of phenylpropanoid metabolic process; negative regulation of cytokinin-activated signaling pathway
Molecular function (GO): protein binding
Source: RefSeq, a predicted model, not a curated record